Molecule: messenger RNA, 687 nt
Organism: Prunus mume (Japanese apricot)
Lineage: Eukaryota; Viridiplantae; Streptophyta; Magnoliopsida; Rosales; Rosaceae
Product: UDP-glucose/GDP-mannose dehydrogenase family protein
Biological process (GO): glycosaminoglycan biosynthetic process
Cellular component (GO): nucleus
Molecular function (GO): NAD binding; UDP-glucose 6-dehydrogenase activity
Source: RefSeq, a predicted model, not a curated record
CCAAAAGAACCGAUUUGUGAACAGGGUAGUUUCUUCAAUGUUCAAUACAGUUUCUGGUAAAAAGAUUGCCAUUCUUGGGUUUGCCUUCAAGAAAGAUACCGGCGGCACGAGGGAAACUGCUGCCAUUGAUAUUCGCAAGGGGCUGUUGGGGGAUAAGGCACAGUUGAGCAUAUAUGAUGUGCAGGUCACAGAGGACCAGAUCACGAGUGAUCUCUCAAUGAAGAAGUUUGAUUCGGACCAUCCAAUUCAUCUCCAGCCAAUGAGCCCGGCUGCGGUCAAGGAAGUCAGUGUUGUUUGGGAUGCUUAUGAGGCAACCGAGGAUGCUCAUGGGAUCUGCAUUCUUACUGAGUGGGAUGAAUUCAAGAUGCUUGAUUACAAGAAGAUUUUUGACAAUAUGCAGAAACCUGCAUUUUUAUUUGAUGGAAGGAAUGUUGUUGAUGUUGAGAAGCUGAGAGAGAUUGGAUUCAUUGUUUACUCAAUUGGGAAGCCGUUGGAUGCUUGGCUCAAGAACAUGCCUGCUAUGGCAUAAGAUGGAAUUUUUUUUCUGUCUCAGCUGCAGAAGUAAUUCUUUGAAAUUUUAAUUUUCACCUCAUGUUUUUACUCUACUUUUCACAUGUAUUACUAGUUGCUGUCAUCUCACAGACACUUCUCAGAGGGAAAUUCUUACUUUUUCUUAUAUUUUUAUAU